CUGGGAGUGGCCGCUCUAGGCAGCGGGGAGGUCGCAGGGUGGUGGGGGUUGAGAAACCAGUGCGGCUUCUCCUCUAUGGUCGCGGACUUUGGGGACCGUCGGCUCUGCAGUUGGUCUUAGGUUACUUCCGGAAGUGUACCUGCUAUCUACCAGCUCCUGCGCUUCUGCGGGAAUCCGGGCUGGGGGCGAUGUCCGGGUUGGCCCCAGGAAGCGUGGGAUGACUUGAUGUCUUGCAGUGGUUUCUUUGAAGUUUGCUUGCUGUGGAUUCCAAAUUUUGCUAAGAGAUGGAAGAGCCUCAGCAAGAUGACCCGGCCCCCGGAGACCUGGAAAAGGACGAUCCUCUUCGAAGCACGGGCCCCCAGAUUUCUGUUAGUGAAUUUUCUUGUCACUGCUGUUACGACAUCCUGGUUAACCCCACCACGUUGAACUGUGGACACAGCUUCUGCCGCCACUGCCUAGCCUUGUGGUGGGUGUCUUCUAAGAAAACCGAGUGUCCGGAAUGCAGAGAAAAAUGGGAAGGCUUCCCCAAAGUCAACAUCCUCCUCAGAGAUGCCAUUGAAAAGUUAUUUCCUGAUGCCAUUAGAAUGAGAUCAGAAGACAUUCAGCAGAAUCCCGACAUAACCCAAAGCCUCAGAGCCUUUCAGAAAUACGGGAAUGAUCAGAUUCCUUUAGCUCCCAGCACAGGCCGAGGCCAGCAGCAGAGAGGAGGGGGCUUCUUCUCCGGAGUGCUCACAGCUCUCACUGGCGUGGCAGUGGUCCUGCUUGUAUAUCACUGGAGCAGCAGGGAAUCCGAGCACGACCUCCUGGUCCACAAGGCUGUGGCCAAAUGGACAGCGGAAGAAGUCGUCCUCUGGCUGGAGCAGCUGGGCCCCUGGGCCUCUCUCUACAGGGACAGGUUUCUGUCGGAAAGAGUCAAUGGAAGAUUGCUUUUAACCUUGACAGAGGAGGAAUUUGCCCGGGCGCCGUAUGCCAUAGAGAGCAGCAGCCACCGAAGAGCCAUCCUCCUGGAGUUGGAGCGCGUCAAAGCCCUGGGCGUGAAGCCCCCCCAGAACCUCUGGGAAUAUAAGGCCGUGAACCCGGGCAGGUCCCUGUUCCUGCUCUACGCCCUCAAGAGCUCCCCGAGGCUCGGUCUGCUCUACCUGUACCUGUUCGACUACACAGACAGCUUCCUCCCCUUCAUCCACACCAUCUGCCCCCUGCAAGAAGAUGGCACCAGUGAGGGCAUCAUCACCAAGUUCCUGGAUCUGAGAGACCCCACAUGGAAGCAGUGGAGAGAAUUCCUCGUCAAAUACUCCUUCCUUCCGUACCAGCUGAUCGCGGAGUUCGCCUGGGACUGGCUCGAGGUGCACUACUGGACGUCACGGUUCCUCAUCGUCAACGCCAUGCUCCUCUCGGUUCUGGAACUGUUUUCCUUCUGGAGGAUCUGGUCACGAAGUGAGCUGAAGACAGUCCCCCAGAGGAUGUGGAGCCAUUUUUGGAAAGUGUCCACUCAGGGACUUUUUGUGGCCAUGUUCUGGCCCCUCAUCCCUCAGUUUGUGUGCAACUGUCUGUUCUACUGGGCCCUGUACUUCAACCCGAUUAUUAACAUUGACCUCGUGGUCAAGGAGGUCCGCCGGCUAGAAACCCAAGUACUGUGACCAGCGCUGCCC
This is a messenger RNA of Ochotona princeps (American pika), 1649 nucleotides long. It is a transcript of the gene BFAR, whose product is annotated as bifunctional apoptosis regulator. The record is from RefSeq and is a predicted model, not a curated record. Gene Ontology annotation, biological process: proteasome-mediated ubiquitin-dependent protein catabolic process. NCBI's taxonomy places the organism in Eukaryota, Metazoa, Chordata, Mammalia, Lagomorpha, Ochotonidae. Gene Ontology annotation, cellular component: nucleus. The transcript has 8 exons. Gene Ontology annotation, molecular function: ubiquitin protein ligase activity; protein binding. Bases 285 to 1637 code for a protein of 450 amino acids.